AUGUCAAACCCAAAAGACGACGGGAACUACACCUCCCACAACCAAGACAAGAACCCAGCCACAGAUACAAACCCUCAUCCUACCGUCAACCUCACCAACACCCCAAACAAACACCACGGAACAGCCACCACCGGCCCCAAACCUCAACAACACCCGCCCAUCUUCGACAUCGCUCACCACGGAUGGGACGCCUCCAACGUCCCCACCGCAAAAUGCGACCUCUGCCACCGCCAGCGCUGCGGCACUCUACAAAAAUGCCGUGUAUGCAAGCUCUCCAUCUGCCAAGCAUGCUGUGUCAGCGGCCGUCUGCAAAGCGACCCCAGACACACCAUUGAUACCGCCGUGGACUGGGAUGCGCCGCCUACCCUUCGCAAGCGGAAACGCCUGGCUUCCGAGAUGCCGUCGGGGACUAAGAAGCAGGGAGCGGGCGCAACACCAGGCCGUAAACGGAGACAAGGUUAUGAGUCGAAGGGUCCCUUGGCUUCUUCUUUCGUCGUGGUAUCGGACGAGGCUGCUCGAGCUGUAAAUGGCGAGGCUUCCUGGCAAAGGGAUGCUCGGUUUCGAGAGUAUGGCUGUGAUGGUCCUAUGGAGCCGCGACUUUCCGUCGCUCCGGCAUCGUAUUAUCCUCUCGUCAGUCGAGCUCAGGGGAUGAACGAACUCUCGCCCAAGAACACCGCUCGUUAUGAACUUCAAACGACGAGUUCCGGCUAUAAGAGAUCACCUGCUAUCGAAGAAGUCCGUGAUGUUUGCGGCAACGAUGAACAAUACCGAGCUCCUCUUAGCAGUGAGGGUUACCAUAAAGCUCCCGCUCCGGAGCUAUUGCCUCGCCAUCCCGUUUCUUCAGAAAAAGACUGCUCUCAAGCCGCUCCAUCUCGGCCUGUGCUACCACCUAUAACGCCUUUGCUCAGGGACAGACGCAUACAGCAUCAACGCUCCGAGACCUUCCAAAUCAGCUCAGACAUCCUUAACCGUCUCGACCACCUCCUACACCACCACCACCAACAAUCCAUCUCCAACGAAUCCUGGCCUCUGCACGAACAAACCGACUGCCUCGGCACCAGCCUCGCCAACGCCGCUCGUGAAAGCCAUCACGCAUCCAGCCCCCCUAAGCCUCUCGACCACUGCCUCCGCGAAGAAGUCCAAGCCGUGUGGACGUCUCGCGCUUUCAUCGCUCAGGAUCCCGACACCGGCCGUCGUUAUCGUCGACUCCUUGCCGCGAUGUACUUUGCUAGUACACGUCUUGGUCUUGAGCCGCGGGGUAAUGCAGCGCGGGAGUGGUUGUGCGGAGAGGAGAGAAAGAUGAGGGAGAUGGGGUAUGAAGCUACAGGUACCAAGACUGCGCAGUUGUUGGAUUUCCUUCAGGAGGUUGGGAUCUGGUAUCUGCAACAGGUUCAACGUUAG
This is a messenger RNA of Trichoderma breve, 1401 nucleotides long. RefSeq lists its product as uncharacterized. The coding region runs from base 1 to 1401 and encodes 466 amino acids. The transcript has a single exon. The record is from RefSeq and is a predicted model, not a curated record. NCBI's taxonomy places the organism in Eukaryota, Fungi, Ascomycota, Sordariomycetes, Hypocreales, Hypocreaceae.